Messenger RNA from Sphenostylis stenocarpa, 1407 nucleotides. NCBI's taxonomy places the organism in Eukaryota, Viridiplantae, Streptophyta, Magnoliopsida, Fabales, Fabaceae. The record is from the annotation of a GenBank genome assembly.
AUGGUGGGAACCGGAUCCUCUACAGUGAUGAUGAGAAUUUUUUUCAAAAUUCUGAGACAGUGGAAGAAGGAUCAGAAGGUGAUGUCGUGUUCGUCGUCAUCAGGGUCGGAGGAAGACGAUGAGGGAUUCGACUCUUACCGGAAAGGAGGGUACCACGCCGUCAGAGUUGCCGAUCAGUUCGGCGGCGGCAGGUACAUAGCACAAAGGAAGUUGGGUUGGGGUCAGUUUUCCACCGUCUGGCUUGCUUACGAUACUAAAACUUCUUCAUUUGUUGCUCUCAAGAUACAGAAAAGUGCGGCCCAGUUUGUUCAGGCUGCCCUUCAUGAGAUUGAUAUUCUUUCAUCCAUUGCUGAACAUGACCCAUCAAAUUCAAAAUAUGUAAUUCAAUUGAUUGACAACUUUAAGCACACGGGUCCAAAUGGGCAGCAUCUUUGCAUGGUCCUUGAGUUUCUUGGUGAUAGCUUGCUUCGCUUGAUCAAAUAUAGUCGUUACAAAGGUCUUCCAUUGAAUAAAGUUAGAGAGAUUUGCAAAUGCGUUUUAAUUGGUUUGGACUACUUACAUACUGAUCUUGGUAUAAUUCACUCUGACCUGAAACCUGAAAACAUUCUUCUAUGUUCAACCAUUGAUCCUGCCAAAGACCCUUUAAGAUCUGGACUCACCCCGAUUCUAGAGCGGCCUGAGGGACACACAAAUAGUGGAGUAACAAGUCUCAUUGAGAAAAGAUUGAAAAGGAGAGCAAGGUCGGCAGUUGCUAAGAUAUCUGGAAGAAGAACGUCGAUGGGAGGAACAGGAGAUGUUCGAAAGACUGAUAGAAAUAUUCAUGGGAUCGAUGUGAGAUGCAAGAUAGUAGAUUUUGGAAAUGCGUGUUGGGCUGAUAAGCAGUUUGCAGAAGAAAUACAGACAAGGCAGUACAGAGCACCUGAAGUUGUACUGAUGUCUGGCUACUCUUUUCCUGUUGACAUGUGGUCUUUUGCGUGCAUUGCUUUUGAACUAGCCACUGGGGAUAUGUUGUUUACACCAAAGGGUGGACAAGGUUUUAGUGAGGAUGAGGAUCACCUUGCUCUGAUGAUGGAACUCCUUGGAAAGAUGCCCCGGAAGAUUGCUACUGUAGGAGCUCAAUCCAAGGAUUUCUUUGACAGGCACGGGGAUCUAAAAAGAAUUCGAAGGCUAAAAUUUUGUCCACUAGACAAAUUGCUGAUUGAUCGAUAUAAAUUUUCAGUGAAUGAUGCUCAAGAGUUAUCAGAAUUUCUUCUACCUCUGUUUGAUUUUGCGCCAGAGAAGCGACCAACUGCGCGACAAUGCCUGCAACAUCCAUGGCUGAAGUGCAUAGAGUCCCCUCCAAAUGAAACUACUAGGAAAAAUGUGGAUGUUGGGAUGAGCAACCUGAAAAUCAGUGGGGGAAAGUGA